CUCUCUCUCUCUCUCACUGAUCCCACAGUGUAGUAAAGCGGAUAGGCAGCUAAACAAACCGCGGAAUCUUUCCGAGAAGACACCGACAGAGCUCUAGGCUCAUCGUCCCCUGGCCCCCGGUUCCCUGCGACUAGUGGAUUUCAUCCCAGGCUUAAAUACAGCAGCAUCAGGACCAGCCAGAUCACCUGAGAAGAAGAGGAGGAUAAAACAGAUUCAACAAAGAGGACUCCAGCACCUUGUAUUUCAACUCAUGAUCAGUGAAAAAAAAUGCAUCAGACACUAACUCUGAUACACCGGAUAUGAGCAAAAAUGGGGACUCUGUCAGACACCAUGACAAGCCAGCAGCUUUGACAGCCCAAGAGAAAAUCCUUAUUUGCAUAUGUGAAAGAACAUUCCUUACUCUCAAUAACAGACUUGCAUAAGAAUACAGCCUUGUUUCAUUUUAUUUUAAAACACCCCCUCCGUCCCCAGUCCCAUCAUGAAGAGUGUUCUCUUCCUUCCCGUUGUCCUGCUCUUAUGCCCACCAGCACUGGUCAGGGGUGACUGCUGGCUCAUCGAGGGGGAUAAAGGUUAUGUGUGGCUGGCCAUCUGCAGCCAGAACCAGCCACCGUAUGAGACAAUCCCACAGCACAUCAACAACACAGUGCAUGACUUGCGGCUUAAUGAGAACAAGAUCAAAGCUAUUUUUUUCACCUCCUUGAGUCGCUUCUCAAAUCUGACAGACCUCAACCUCACUAAGAAUGAGAUCUCAUACAUUGAAGAUGGUGCUUUUGCAAGCCAGGCAAAUCUACUGAUUCUGCACCUUGGAUAUAACAAGUUAACCAACCUGACUGAAGGCAUGUUGCGAGGUCUGGGACGAAUGCAGUGUCUUUUCCUCCAGCACAACCUUAUAGAAGUUAUUGCCACUAAUGCGUUCUGGGAGUGCCCUAGUCUCAGUAACCUGGACCUGACAUCAAACAAGCUUGCCAGACUGGACCCAUCCACUUUCACUGUAUUGGGCAGGCUCAUGGGAUGUGAACUUGCAGGAAACCCGUUUCACUGCGGCUGUGAGCUCUACAGCUUUCUAACAUGGUUAGAAGUCUUCAACAAUGUUACACACACCUAUGAUCGACUUCAAUGCGAGACCCCACGGGAGAUGUUUGGCUAUCCAUUGCUGAGUCCUGUGGGUGGGCAUGGAAGGAGUGCUCGUCACAUCCUGUCCUCAGUGUGCCGGGAUGGGGUGCUAAUUCCUGGAAUGACAUCUCUACCACCUGAUCCUGAUUCUUCAGGCAUGGAGCCUGGCAUGUUUGAGCCCAUUGGACCAUACCAUCAGCCCACAACUUCCUCGUCGUCAGAUAAACCGUUUAGUCCCAGCAUCAAACUGCAACAUGUGUCCCUUUCCGCUGCAUCUCUUCUGAUCCAGAUUCCAAAUCCAUACAGCAAAAUGUACAUCCUGGUACAGUACAAUCAGAGCUUUGUGUCAGAUGUGAUGAACUUAAAGAAUAAAAAGGAAAUGAUCACCCUUAACAAGCUCAAACCAAACACCAACUACACCUUCUGUGUGGCGUCUAUACGAAACUCCCAACGCUACAAUCACACUUGUUUAUAUUUUUCUACACGAGCUCCAAACCCAGAUGACUUGAUGCCUCCACCAUCCACGACUACCCACUACAUAAUGACCAUUGUUGGCUGCUUAUUUGGAAUGCUCAUUGUUCUUGGGUUUGUCUACUAUUGCUUGCGAAGGCGUCGCCGUCAAGAAGAGAAAGAAAAAUCCAUCUGCGUGAAAAAGACUAUUCUGGAAAUGCGUUAUGGACCAGAGGUUGCAGCAGCAGUUGCAAAUGACCCCGCAGCUGUCCAGAAACUUCAUGAGCAAAGCCACCAUCAGCACCACCAUGGCAAACUGCCCAUGUCCUCCUCGUCCAGCUCUGCCAUGCUUGGCCAUGGUUCUGCCAACACAAGCUCCUCACGUCUAUCCUCCAUCCCUCAGGUAGAGAAGAUGGCAACUGCCUUCUCAGAAGCCAUGGGGUCUAAAGGCAACUAUAUGGACAUUAGGACCUCUGUAGGAGGAGAUGAAAGGGGAAGAGAUGGGGCUGUGGUGCAUGGUCUUCGGGAGGAAGACCUCAGGGGGGAUGAUGGAAGUGACCUGGGUGAUGACUCAGAUGAUGAUGGUCGAGGAUCAGCAUCUGAGAUUUCAACUAUUGCAAUGGAAGUGGACAAGGUCAACCAGAUUAUUAACAACUGCAUUGAUGCCCUCAAGCUAGACUCUGUUACAGCAUCUAGUGUUUCCACCACAGCAAGUGGUCCAACAUCACCCCCACCUACCUCUAACUCCUCCCUGACGAAAGGACUGAUUCCCAUCUCUAGUAGCAUGAGUGAUACCUGCCAAGUCCUGCCCUCCCCAAAGAUCCCUCCUCCACCCCCUCUUCCCUUCCCAGCUCCUCUGUCUGAGAGACCUGGGAUCACAGGGGGCGGGUUUGUGUCACCGCCAUACCGGCCACCUCCCCCAGCUUCCGCAGUGAGGCCUAUUCAAAGACAGAUGAGUGCUGAUGCAGCUGUCAUUGUUUCCUCUGCCAAGAGGCACUGCCGCCCAUCUAGUGGGAAAGCUCGUGUGUACAGCUUAGAUGUUCCGGAACCCCACAGCCCUGAUCCAUGCCACUAUACAGACAAGGGAAGUCCAUUGGGGUGUGGAGAACCCCUAGAGAGGCUCCCAUUAGUAGGUAGUGGUGGAGGUGGUGGCUGUAGCAUAGAUGGUGGGACUGUAGAUGGGAUGGCCCUUCAGCAGCACCUGGAGGUGCACCCAGACUACCACUGUGCCGAGCAUCGUCACUCAGUCCCUGCCCUUUACUACGAGGGCUCUCAUGAUUCCCCAGCCCAAAGGGUGUCCUUUCUUAAGCCGCUGUCACGCACCAAGAGAGACGCUGCUUCCUACUCUCAGCUCUCUCCACGUCACCACAAUUACUCGGGCUACUCCUCAAGUCCAGAAUACUCCACUGAGAGCACCUUGCGCAUCUGGGAGCGCUUCCGACCCCACAGAAAAGGUCCACGUGAAGAGUCCUGUUAUGUAACGGCGGGAAACGCCUUGCGAAAAAAGGUCCAGUUUGCCAAGGGGGAGGACUUGCAUGACAUCCUUGAUUACUGGAAAGGUGUGUCAGCACAGCAAAAGCUGUAAUCUAUGACGCUGCGUGGAUACACAGCGCAGGUCUCCUUCACUGCCUGAUGAACCGGAAGAGCAACAGGUUAUGGCUGCAGUGGUCAAAACAGAGCCAAGUCUGUCAGGGUUUGAGGACAAGUCUUUUAAUCUGGUUUUGUACAGCGAGCCAGAAAGAGAGCAAAAGAGCCUGAGGAUACACUGUAUACAUAGGAUAACAUACAGCGAUUUUAUUUGGAGCCAUGACAAUUGUCAUACUCUCUGGGAAAAGAUGCGCUUAUCAUUUGUCAAUAUUUGAAAUAAUUGUAUUUUACUCUGCAUUCAUCUGUGUAUUCAUCAUUCAUAUCAACGGCGAGACCUUUGUAACCUGAGCCCUCAUUCAGCCUGAAAGAAAAUCUUUGUUUAUAACUCCCACUCAAAUCAUAGGCCAUUACAUCCAUUUGUUAGGCAGGAAUGUGAAAGAAUGUGUGGUUUAGGAGGAUAAAAUGAUGUGCUGAUUUUCUACAAACCUGUCAAAAGCAGUUUCCCCCUUCCGUACAGCAGAGACUGUGCACAGGGCAUCCAAAUUUACAUUUCAAUAGCACUCCUCGUGAGAAAUAUAAAGGAAUAGAGAAGGGAAAAAAUAAAAAAAUGAAACCGAAGAAUCUCCCAGGGGAGCUCUGGAAUAGUCAGUCGUGUUUGGCAGCUGCUUGCUGUGCUGAGCAGGAUGACAUAAAUAGUGCAAGGGGUGCUACAGAAAUACUGUAGAUUUACCAGGCUGUGGAGAAAAUGCAAAGAUCUGUGAUUUAAGAUUAAAAAGACAUAGCUUUGUGCAUCUUUGAUGCAUUAUUAAUAGCAUUUCCAUAUCAGAGGUUACCCUGUCACCUGUAUCCCAGCACGAGCAUGAAGUGGCUGUCGACAGCAGAGGUUUAUGUAUUCUGUUCCUCUGCCCUGAGGUCACUUUGUUUAGUCCAUUAAUUGGCUAUUGAAAGCCUGUUGCUGACAGCUGAGACACUCAACGGCCAAACCCCGUUGACCCCGUAGACCCCGUUGUGGCACUUUUAAAACAACACUUUAUAUGACACCUUUCUCCAGUCUAUUUGUUUAUUUAUUCAAGGGAAUUAUUAUCCAUGAUGCUGACACCGAAAUACAGACAAGCCAAGAGCAAGAUUCAAUUCAAUUCAAUUAAAAAUAAUUUAUCGACCUUCAAUGUUAAUAGUAAAACUAAAGCACUUAAUCUCAAAUACAGAUCUCAGAAGCCUUUUGAUCUCAGAAUACAUGAUUUAUUGUAAAAAUGACAAAUAUUAUUAACCCCAACACCUUUGUCAGCCGUUAUGUUAUUAAUGUCCAGUUAGAUUAAACUAACUAAUUAUAAAUGAACCAGGGCUAUAUCCUUUAGCAUGCAAGGGUAAGCAGACAAGACCUCCAAUUUGAUUAAAAGAGAUCACUCUCUCUUCUGCUCUCUCAGUCACCAUGUUCAGCCUACAAUUUCAUGGACCAAUAAACCAAAAAAUUUGAUUAGUGGCACUGUGGGGAAAUAUACAUGUGUUUACAAUGCAAUCGCAUACUCAAAUGACAGAAGAGACACCCAACAGUCACAGCAAAUGGUGUUAAUUAUAAAUGAGGCCCAAAUAAAUACAGAUCUUAAAAGAAUAGUUCACCCAGUUUCUCACCUUUAUGUCUUUUUAAAAUGACAUGGGUCACUUUCUUCUGUAGAACACCAAAAUGACAUUGUGAAAUGUGUUUUCCAUUUUCCUUUUCCGUACAUAUGAGAUGAAUGAAAACUGAAGCUUUCUAACUUAAAAAUGACACAAAUAGCCUGUUUUCCAAAGCUAUUGUACGUCCUCAAAAGACUUGAGAUAUAGCAUAUGAAUCAUAUAAACCCCCUUCAUUAUACUUUUAUGCUUUUGCAUCCUGUUUUGGAGCUUAAAAGCUGCAGUCCCCAUUCAUUAUAAUUUCAUGGAAAAUGGGAAAUGUUUCAGACUUCACAAUUCAGAAUGAAAGAAAAACACGUCGUAACAACUUUUGAGUGAGAAUGUGAGAACUUUCUGAAGGUAAACUAUUCCUUUAACCCUGAUUGGAGAUCCUAUUAGCUGCACUUUGCCAGGCACGUACUUUGACGUUACUAUCAGCGAAACAUGUCUGUGUAUAUCUGGUUGGAAAAUCAUGAAUUAUAUUUGAUCAAAAAGCGCUCGUGGUGUUCGCAUUAACCGGCAAACCUGUUUAUUCUGCAUCAGGUGUUUUCGUGCCUUCAGUAAAAGGGUCCGUUAUUUGUUAGUUCUUGAUUUCAGUGCUGUUUGGUUCAUAUUGUGUAAAUCACACCAUAUCCCUUACAUAAUAAGAGUUUUCAUUGUAAAUAUGUGUUUAUAUACCAUUCUUAUCUUAUUUCUUGAUUAAGAUUUUUCAUUGUAAAUAUGGGAUAGAUAUCUGCCAACAUUGGACAUACACUCAGGCACAAUGCUUUUUUGGUACUCUCAUUUUGGGGGCUAAGCUAAGGUACAGUAUGACGAAAGGUGUUUUAAAGGAUGCUUGGAUCACACAAGGAGGAACAGCAGCAGCUAUAACAGAUGUGGAUUAUUAGGGAACUGUGUGUACAUUGACACAACACUACAUGCAGAUCUUUUAGAAAGAAUGGACCCUAACAUUCUUGGGCAUCUGAAAUGAACCCACAAAGGACUGCUACCGGAGGCUUACUGUGACAUUUUCCUUUAUGAACUUCAUUUUAAAACCACUUGGACUGGCCAUAAGGAACUAACCAUGAAUGCUCAAUCAAAAAUGACUGUUCAUUUUUAUAACAGUAAAAUCGGAUGCCCAGCUUUAUAUGGUUUUUAUUGUGCCUCCCAUCAUUGACAAAGAAAAAAAAAAAGACUUGCACUCCUGUACAAAUGCUUAUCAGCCAUUUUCGCAAUGAAUUCAUGGUUGAAGAACAAAAGACGGAAGUGAUUUGGCAUGGCAUCUUUAAGAUUCUUGUUUUACAUAUUAAUUGAAAAUAUGAACUUGCUGUUUUUUUAUUAUUCUUCAUGACGCUCUCUUGCUCAAGGUCGUUUUCCUUCAUUAUUCUUUCAACGUUUCCCAAUUGUUCAGGACAAACAAGCAAAUCAAUUCCUUCAGUUUAAGAUCUCCUUUAUCACAUUUUAUAUCUGAUCUUUAUUCAAAUCCAUGUUUCGUUUAGAGUAAAUUCUUUAAUUUAAUGAACUUGGCCUUUAUAUCUUUGCUUGACAAAUCAUGGAUAAUUACCCAGUUCAGCCAAAUGACAUGUUUAAAUACCCUUACAGAGCUAACAAACUAAAAGAUUCCAUUUAUUUAGCACUGAAUCGAUCGCAGUUUUGAAAGUUUUGAUUCUUGGAGUACUUUUUUGUGUGUGUGGAGUUAAAAAUGCAUGUGUCAUUAUGCUAGUUCCCCUUUAACGUUUGAUUUUGUUUUUAAUUUGACAUUCAAAAGUCCCUAAAGAAGUUUUUGUUGGCCUGGUCUCCUCAGUGUCUGGUGUUGCAUAAUUGAAGACGUUCAGUGUUGUACUUUAAAAGUCUUUUUUCACACUAAUAGGCUUUCUGAAGGCCUUUUCACUAAAGUUGUGUUAAGGAAGUUGGUUUUGCUAAGAGUAGAAAAUACUUUGACAUUAAUCAUUGUCAGCUUUUAGCAAUAUUACACAAAGCGUUAAGUGGAUUACUCUUCCACAGCAGUUUUUACUUCUUCUAAGCUCUUUAGCCUGCUUUUAGUGUUAGACACUAUGGAAGGAGAUUGGCUUGAGGAGAGCACAAGAGAUAUGCUUUAAUGCUUUGAAGCGAGAUUUUCAUUCCAGCCUCAUUUCUUUCUAUGGCCUUGGAAUUGCAUGACAGUAACAAAGGUGAACAUUUUGGAGGUAAUUAACUAGCCCCGUCACAUCAUAAAUCCCCAUUUUACUUCUUUAGAAACCGUAAGGUUGCUUUGUGUCCAAAGUCUUUGCUUAUUUGUAUUUCAGUUCUCAGUUCUCUAAUGAACACAUUUAAAAGCAAUUACUUCAUUAUAGAAGACCAGAAUCCAUAUUAAUAAUUACUCAGGACCAAAUAAUGUUCGUCAAGCUUAUUAUUUCUCCUUUACGCCACUAAAUCCUGUACAAACUAGGUUCAGUCAAUGGGUUUUGCUGGCACUUUAUGUCUUUGUAGGUCUUCCUCAUUGGCUUUGGCCGUCUUUGUUCAUACUCAAGCCUAGAGUAAAUCACUGCGAGGGUCUCUGGAGUCAGGAUAAUUGUGCCUGUUUUAUGAAGCUUUUAAGUCGUUUUCUCCCUCUUUGCGCAGCAUUCUGCAGUGUUUCCCUCUGAUAUUCUCCACUUGUUUGUUCUUUUCUCCCAAAUGUUCUGUGAAUUCUUCUGGUUUGACGGUGGGGUGGAAAACAUGAAGGAUUGCGUGAAACACGCUGUAGGACAGAUAAACACAAAUGUUUAGAAGUAGUAGAGACAAUAAAAGGGCCGGUUGCUGUGCUACUCUAACAUGCAGCCCAGGGGCUUUCAUAACCUAAUUAAGGAAUAAAUCUUUAUAUUAAACUGUGAUGGAGAGACAA
Molecule: messenger RNA, 7642 nt
Organism: Danio rerio (zebrafish)
Lineage: Eukaryota; Metazoa; Chordata; Actinopteri; Cypriniformes; Danionidae
Source: RefSeq, a predicted model, not a curated record